CUCGUAUUUGUUCCCAAACGCAUCUCUUGGAGAAUUCCCUGAAACUACUUUCCCCCAAAACCUCAUAGCGAAAAGCGAAAAGGGUUAUUCGAAAUCCAAACCCUCGCCGAAGCACAACAAUUGGAGCACAACAAUGUCGGAAUCCGACCGGAAUCUCGGCUACCUCACGAAGAAAGAGACGGAGGUGAAGCUGCCCCGUCCUACGCGCGUCAAGAACAAAACCCCGGCGGCGAUUCAAAUCACCGCCGAGCAGAUCCUCCGGGAAGCCCGCGAGCGCCAGGAGGCUGAAAUCCGUCCGCCCAAGCAGAAAAUCACCGACCCCACCGAGCUCGCGGAAUACCGCCUCCGCAAGCGGAAGGAGUACGAGGACCUAAUCCGGCGAGUGCGAUGGAACAAGAGCGUCUGGGUGAAGUAUGCCAAGUGGGAAGAGUCACAGAUGGACUUCGCCCGCGCGAGGUCCGUCUGGGAGCGCGCCCUCGAGGUGGACUACAGGGACCACACGCUGUGGCUCAAGUACGCCGAUUUCGAGAUGAAGAACAAGUUCAUCAACCACGCCAGGAACGUAUGGGACCGCGCCACUGAGCUGCUGCCCAGGGUUGACCAGCUCUGGUACAAGUACAUUCAUAUGGAGGAGGUGCUCGUGAACGUGGCUGGCGCCAGGCAGAUUUUCGAGCGGUGGAUGAGGUGGAUGCCUGAUCAGCAGGGGUGGCUCUCGUACAUAAAGUUCGAGCUAAGGUACAACGAGGUCGAGAGGGCACGCUCGAUUUUCGAACGGUUUGUGGAUUGCCACCCGAAGGUCUCUGCGUGGAUUAGGUUUGCCAAGUUCGAGAUGAAAAAUGGAGAUAUUGCACGUGCCAGAAACUGUUACGAGAGGGCGGUGGAGAGAUUGGGGGACGAUGAGGAAGCUGAGCUGUUGUUUGUGGCUUUUGCACAGUUUGAGGAGAAGUGUAAGGAGACUGAGCGAGCUAGGUGCAUAUAUAAGUAUGCACUUGAUCACAUCCCAAAAGGGAGGGCCGAGGAGCUUUACAAGAAAUUCGUUGGGUUUGAGAAGCAGUAUGGGGAUCGGGAGGGGAUCGAAGAUGCCAUUGUUGGGAAGAGGAGGUUUGAGUACGAGGAUGAGGUUAGGAAGAACCCGCUUAAUUACGAUGCUUGGUUUGAUUAUAUCCGGUUAGAGGAGAGCUGUGGGGACAGGCAGAGGAUUGAGGAUGUUUACGAGAGGGCUAUAGCAAAUAUGCCCCCGGCCCAGGAGAAGCGGUAUUGGCAGCGCUACAUAUAUUUGUGGGUUAAUUAUGUUCUGUAUGAAGAGCUGGAGGCGCAGGAUGUGGAACGGACAAGAGAUAUAUACAACUUAUGUCUGAAGAUGAUACCUCAUGGAAAAUUUUCAUUUGCGAAGAUUUGGCUGAUGGCUGCUCAGUUUGAAAUACGCCAAUUAAAUAUUGAUCGUGCACGGCGAAUUUUGGGAUCAGCAAUAGGCAUGGCUCCCAAGGAUAAGAUAUUUAAGAAGUACAUUGAGAUAGAGCUGCAACUUGGUAAUAUAGAACGGUGCAGAAAAUUGUAUGAGAAGUAUUUAGAAUGGUCACCGGAGAACUGCUAUGCAUGGAGCAAGUAUGCUGAGCUGGAGAGAUCCUUGGCGGAAACUGAAAGAGCCAGAGCUCUUUUUGAGCUUGCAAUUGACCAGCCUGCGUUGGACAUGCCAGAGCUUUUGUGGAAGGCAUAUAUUGAUUUUGAAAUAUCUGAAUUUGAAUUUGAGAGAACUAGGGCACUUUAUGAGAGGCUUUUGGACCGUACAAAACAUUUGAAGGUGUGGAUCAGUUAUGCCAAGUUUGAGGCAUCUGCUAUGGAAGAGGGUCUUCAAGAAUCAGACUUGUCUGAAAGUGACUAUGAGCAGAAGAAAAAGGGUCUACAACGUGCCAGAGCUGUUUUUGAAAGAGCCCUUAGCUAUUUCCGAAAUUCUGCUCCUGAAUUGAAAGAGGAAAGGGCCAUGCUCUUGGAAGAGUGGUUGAACAUGGAAAGCAGCUUUGGCGAGCUUGGUGAUGUUGACUUGGUCAGAGUUAAGUUGCCGAAGAAACUUAAAAAGAGACGGCAUAUAGAAACUGAGGAUGGUCCAGCUGGUGUUAGUCCAAUGCUCAUGUUUGUUUUAACCCGGCCAGAUGAUAUUUCUGCAAAAUUCAUCCCAUUUCAUGGAUAUUCUCUUGCGUAUUUGAUAUUGGUGGAGUUUUAUUGGUAUGAGGAAUAUAUUGAUUAUCUUUUCCCUGAAGAGACUCAGACUACAAACCUCAAAAUCUUGGAAGCUGCAUACAAGUGGAAGAAGCAGAAGAUUGUUUCUUCUGAUGAUGAUUAGCUUGGUACAAAGCUUUGCUAUCUUCAUUGGAUUUUGUUGAUAUACAGUUGGGAAUAAUUUCCUUUCCUUUUCCUUUCUUUCUUUAUUCUUCUCCAUUUCGAGCUUUGACGUUAGACACGUACCCUGAGUUUGUUGUACUAUCAUUCUGUAUGAAGUAGCAGUUUUGGUUUGUGUUUUAGAAACUGGCUAAUUCGUUUUCCCUUUUAUUUUUAUGUUAUUACCCUAAGCACUGUGAUUAGUGACACUGAGGAGGGUGUUCUAUUUCAUAUUCUCACUAACCAUGUUGCAACGGAAAACGACUCGACUGAUGUGGCAUGGAUCGGAACUUGGAAAUGGCAGCCCUUCAUCUUCUUUACUU
This is a messenger RNA of Striga asiatica, 2699 nucleotides long. Lineage: Eukaryota; Viridiplantae; Streptophyta; Magnoliopsida; Lamiales; Orobanchaceae. The record is from the annotation of a GenBank genome assembly.